Penicillium brasilianum is the source of this 3248-nucleotide messenger RNA. Lineage: Eukaryota; Fungi; Ascomycota; Eurotiomycetes; Eurotiales; Aspergillaceae. The record is from the annotation of a GenBank genome assembly.
UCCAUACUGGACUACUGGAAUGUCUGCAGUUUUUCUGGAAUUUCCUGUGCCUGCAUGGGUGUUUUUUUACCACAUUGAGAUCAUUUCUUAUAUAUUCGGCAAUUCUUUUUUCCUACCACGGCAUAUUGAAUACCGAGAGGCUGUCUCUCGUUACCCUAUUCAAUUGCUAAACUGCCAAGAAGGGGGCGCAAAACGGGAGUGCGUGUCGUUCAGCUUUGCUGCGCUAAUCCGAAAAGUUCGCACGUUGCCUCCUGGCGGGGACCAAGUCUUCGGGAGGCGACCCUGGAAAUUCAUUUUAUGACCAUUUUUUUGUAAUUAUGAAUUGUGAGGCCUGUGCGGAUCAAUUUUGGUCAUGUCCCUUGAAUCCUUGACCGAAUACAUGACGCAUGGCUGUCAUUCCCCAGUCGUCUCGCCUUUCAUGACGGAAACUUUAAAGCUUCUAUUCUUUUCCUCCUUCUUCCCCCCACCUGCCAGGUCCAUGGUGGAUUGGGAACAGAAUUUUUCUCUAUAUCUUCAGAUCCCGACCCAGAUCCAGAUCACUAGAUUCCACUUUCUAAAUCUAGACCCAGUGGAUGGGUAAAGUGGGCACGUCAGAACUGGAGCAUUACGAACAGCCACCGGUCCACCCGGCCCAUUGCCGUCGCUUAUUGAACCUCAAGUGUUGUUGUUGAUCGUGAACUCUCUCGUCUGUGCAUCUCAACUCUAAAGGCGUCGUUCACAAAAAAUUUGCAUCCAAGCAAAUACAGCCUUUGCAGACAACAUAGGCCGUCUAAGCCCCGUCAUGACUGCUUCAUCCCGGUCCUCGGGGAAACGUCUCCCCAUCAGCUGUCAAGCAUGUCGCACACGAAAGAUCCGCUGCUCAAGAGAUGGCCGACCCUGCCAGACUUGUGUGCGCCGUGGUCUCGGUGCCGAGGACUGCAUCUACCUCGGCCAACCUCGACUCGCUUCAGAUCAAUCCUCCACAGCGGACCCAACGGUCCAAAAAGAAUUACUCGCACGCAUCCGCAAUCUCGAGGGCCUGCUACAAAAACAGGUCCACUCACAGGCGGGGACCCCCGCCGGUGCGACAUCGCCGUUGGGUGCCUCCAGUGCCACGGGGAGCUUCUCUGAAUCCGAGCUAGGCGCUUCCCUGGAGGCGUGGGGGAGUCCGUUGCUGGGCAAUGUUGGUACCCUUCACACGUCGCCCUCGGGUCAUGUGCGGUACGUCCCCCUUGCCUCGCAGUGGGAGUCGGUCGUUGCGAAGAGUCCCGCUGCGGAGUGUUUGCGGAGCUCGGAUGCGGACAUCGCGGACGAUGAUGAUCUGCAGAUUCCACUUGCGCGUAAUGGGAGUAUCUCUAGGGCCGAGCUGCUGGCCCUGCUCCCGCCGGGACGAUAUUGUGAUACCCUUAAAGAAGUUUAUUUUCGAGUGUUCUCACCCGUCUUCCACAUUCUCCAUGACUUGACAUUCGAAGCCGAAUAUCAACAGUUCUGUCAUGACCCCGGCAGUGUAUCAACGGCCUGGCUGGCCCUGCUCUUCGCUAUCCUGGCGAUCGCAGUUAGUGCUUUGAACGACGACGACCCCCUUCUCGCUGACCUCGGGCGGGAAAGGACAGUGAGCCGUAAUAUCAAAGUGCUUUCAGCGCGAUAUCGAUCUGCAGCACUCCGCUGCUUGGCCGCAGACAGUGUCAUGACUCGGCACUCCAUCAACUCGCUCCAAGCUCUCGUCCUCAUCAGCUAUGCCCGACUACACCGUGGUCUUCCAUUCUGGACCCUUCUCGGUUUCACCAACCACGUUGCUAUCUCAAUGGGCUGCCACAUUGAUCCCGAACGGUUCAGUUUAGGUCCCAUCGAGCGCGAAGAGCGCCGCCGUGUCUGGGCCGGUCUGAUGAUGCUCUACACUAUUCAAAAUACCUCCUUUGGUAGUCUAGAUCAAACACAACUCUCACAGGACGUGAAGCCACCCGCAGACGUUGACGAUGUUGACCUUUUGACUGCUCCAUCAAUUUCUCUUACCUCAGAUCCAUCCUCCCCGAUCGUCACUCGCCCUACGCAAAUGACCUUCCUCCUUCUCACAUCCCGUCUCUACAAGGUCUCCAAUCGCAUCUGCGAAUCCAUCUUCACAUACCCGCAAUCCCGCUUCUCAACUUCUCAACUCGAAUCGGAAGUCCUAGCUAUCCGUGAGCUCUGUGACGCGAGGUAUAAUCUCGACACGGCGCGCGACCCACUCCCUGUUCACCAUCAGGCAAACCUGAACAUUCUCUACGCUCAUAUCCACCAAUCGCUCCUGCUCCUACUACGACCCAGUCUCUGCCAGUUCCUGCAAGGCGAGAUCACAUCCGAGACGUGCGAGGCUCGUGGGAAAUGCAUGGCAUCCGCCAAGGCCUCGCUAUCCAUCUUCCAGUCCCUCCUCGAGAACCCACAAUUUGCGCCUUAUAAGUGGUAUACCAGCGGGCUGGGUAGCUUUCAUGCCUUCCAUGCGGCGGUGGUACUGGCCGUUGGCUUGAUGAACCCGGCGAACCAGGCUGAAUUCGACGAGACAAAGGAGAUACUCAGCAAAGCCCUGGAUAUGUUUGCCUCGUUAUCCGUGCGAAGUAUUUUCUGCAGUAAAGCCAUGCCCAUUGUCCGGCAGAUUAUCGACGUAACCUCAACCCAAUACCAACAAACUCAACAACACAAGACCCCGCUGCAAUCCCAACUGCAACUCCAGGCCCAAAUAAACGCCCAAAAUAUUACCCAACAACAACCAUCCAUGCUUACCUCCAUGGCACCGACCCUCUCCUCGGGUACCAUGCCAGACACGUUCAUGCUCGGACACUCGCAUACCCACUCACAGGCGAACUCGCCCGUGCCCACGAUUGCGUCUUCAUCCAGUGAUCCAAGUAUGCAAUCUAGUUUUGGAUUGCAUUUGCAUCCGCAGAAUUGGAUGGGGCCGACAUCUGUGCCGUGGGAUACACUUGGUGCGUCAAUGGGGCAGUUCAAAUUCGAGUCGGAUGUUGUGUAGGGCUGUUUUCGGAGAUUUUGUUUUCCUUGCUCUACUAUUCACUUCUACCUCGUCCGACUUUUGAUUGGUGACUCAUUUGGACUCGGCGGCAUGGGGGGUUGCUUUUGGUUCUGGGGACACCCACAAGCUUUUGGGACUUGGGCGGGCUUUUCUGGAUUGGAGUGGAUGGGCGGUUGGCUUUUUCGUUUCGGGUUGGAAUUUCUUUUUAUUUCUGCUCAAUUGGGCUUUUUACGAGAUCAUGACCUGGGGAAUGGGGGUUUAUUGCAAU